Molecule: messenger RNA, 1583 nt
Organism: Sphaerulina musiva SO2202
Lineage: Eukaryota; Fungi; Ascomycota; Dothideomycetes; Mycosphaerellales; Mycosphaerellaceae
Exons: 2
Coding region: 7-1581 (524 amino acids)
Source: RefSeq, a predicted model, not a curated record
GUUGAUAUGGCAGACGAAGACAAGGAAAAGGCGGAGAAGCUUGCUGCGGCAAAGAAGCGCUUCGAGCAGUUGAAGAAGAAACAGACCAAGGAUAGUAAGAAGGGAGGCCGGAAGAAGACAGACAAGGACACAGAGGCGAAAGCUGAGGAACCCAGCGACGAUGCAGCACUGUUGGAGGGAGAGGGCGCAACAAACGUAGAGGACGAGGCUGAUGCGCAGGAAGAGAAGGAAGUGCAAGUUGAAGUGUCGCAGAGAGCAAAGGAACGCUCAAAGUCGUUCAAGGAGGAGGCGUCGGCUGCCCAGUCUGAGGUGCAAGACCUGUAUAAGAAACAGACGUCCAAGAUCGAAGAGCUGGAAAGGGAAAACAAGUCGCUGAAAGAGCAGCAGGACGCGAACAUUCAGAGAUUGAGCAAGGCCGAGGAGGAACUGCAGAGCUUGCGUGAGGGCAGUGGUGAAGUCGCUGAGCUACGCAGCAAGGCGAAGGAGAACCAGCGACUGACAGCCGAGCUUGCAUCUGCCCACAGACAGCUCGCACAAGUGCAGAAAGAGCAGAAGACUACGACGCGCCGGACAUCUUCAAGCGCGAGUCCAGAGGUAGCAGAACAGCUUGCAUCUAAAGACUCGACAAUUCAAUCUUUGGAGCUCGAUAUAUCCAACCUUCGCAACCAGAUAUCGACACUCGAGUCGUCGCUGUCGGAACGCGAUGCAUCCACCCAGGAGUUGUCAGAGCGCGCUGACCUCGCUGAAGCGCGGACCAAAACGGCUCAGCAGGAGCUUGAUGCCCUCCGAGUGUCUAUCUCUUUUCCGAGCGACGAGACUGCGUCAGCCCGUGAUGACCCCGAAGCUCUGACGAAGCGCAUAAGCGUUCUUGAAUCCGAUCUCCGAACUGCCAACAGCAGUGCCGAAGCGGCCGCUCAGCGAGUAAUUUCUCUCGAGCAAAAGAUUGAAGCGCUCACCAAAUUACACAAGGAGUCAUUAGUAUCCUCACAAGCUAGAGAACGGGAAGUCACAGAUCUACGAUCCCAGCUCCAGCGACAGACUCAGCGCACAUCGCACGUUCGGCCAGACAACCUCGAGGAGUUCGAGUUGUCUGAAUCAGAAAGCGAGACAGGACAGCUGCAAGCUCGUCUGCGAGCGUUGGAAGCGGAAAACUUUGAUCUGCGUCGCGGUGUCUGGAGAGACAAGCGCGUAGAACUUCAGGGAAUGCAUGAUGAAGGAUUGCUGGAAGAUGUGGACCUUCACACUCCCGAUGGCCUGAGCAGACACCGAGGCAGCCUGCCGAGACAGACGAGCACGUUCCAGGAGGUCAUUACAUCUGGCAUCAACGCCUUCACGGGCAGGGAGCGGCCGCAGCAGACGAGGGAUAGGGCGCUGAGUAUUGGGUUGAUGUCCGACGACGGCGGCUUCGACGAAGAAGCGUUCCGUCUGGCGCAAGAAGAGGAGCAGAAGAGGCGGCUGGAGAGGAUCAAGGACGUCAAGAGGGGCCUGGACCAGUGGAGGGGAUGGCGCGUGGACAUUGCAGACCUGCGCAGGAACGGCGUUGGCGAUGGGCGGCAUGUAGGAGCUGUGUUCGAACUGUAGAC